Danio rerio (zebrafish) is the source of this 1892-nucleotide messenger RNA. The record is from RefSeq and is a predicted model, not a curated record. NCBI's taxonomy places the organism in Eukaryota, Metazoa, Chordata, Actinopteri, Cypriniformes, Danionidae.
UUGAACACCGUCCACAUGACUUUUAUUUUGACGAAACAUCUGACCGAAGCCCACCGGAAACGACAUCAGCCUCCACUAACAACAGUCUCCAAACGUUUACAAGGUUUUGGACCAAAAAUCAAAACAACGCAGGCGGCCACAACGCAGAGGACCGUGUAGGAUGGCGAAUUACCGGGCGUUUCACACCCAACUCGCGACCAUCAUGGAGACGCUGACUCGCGCCGCGGUGGCGGAAAUCUGCGAGCUCGUGGACGACGGAUACGCGGUUUUACACAUCGAGAUCUCGCGCCAUCAGAAGGAGAACGAGGAGCUCCGGCGGAAACUGCAGCUCAUUGAGUCGAUCGUGGCGGCACGGGGGUACAGCGAGGAGAGCUCGGUAACGCGGGACAACAGUGCCCGAGAACCGCUGCUAGACCGGAAAACACCCGGAGGAGGAGAGUCGAGCAGCCGGGCCACAGCACUGGAGGUGCGGGAGUUUCGUGAGGAAGGAGAUUUGAUCCAAAUGCAAAUCAAAGAGGAAGGCUUCGAGCAUCCGCCACUGGAAGAUGAGGAUGAGGAUGAAGACGAAGGUGAAAGCGUCUCCGCAGCGACUCACGACUCUCCUAAAGCGGAUGUAGUUGAGUUGUCAGGACAAGACUCACACACACUCUCGCACUCUCCGGACCAAGACACCCACUCUCACACACUCACGUUUGCAGACACUCACUCUGGCGCCGACGAGUCUCAGCACUCCAGCAUUGAUCUGACUGUUUCUGAUAAUGCGUCCUUCUCCCUUUCUCAGACCGCUGCAUCAGACGCUCGCGCCGCUCACCUCCACCGAGUGUUUCAGGAGGACCUGUGCAUGAAGACGGACCUGGAUCCGGUUUCUGAUUGGGCCACACACUCAGUACGUAACACUCUGGCACACUUACAGAACUCUCCACAGGGAGUCGGCGGCUCAGACUCCAUUGUGCCCCAUAAUUCUCCGUUGUUUGCUGCGCAGAGGCUGGUUGCGCUUGGGAAUGUGUCUGGGCUGGGGCUCUACGGGCGUCUGGGCGCUUUACGCGGAUGCGGGACCGGCAAGCGGCAUUUCAUCUGCUCAAUCUGUGGGAAGAGUUUCACCACGUCUCAGAGUUUGGACACACACAUGCGCAUACACACAGGCGAGCGGCCCUAUCGAUGCGAGCAGUGCGGGAAACGCUUCACACAGUCCGGACACCUCACGGCGCACCAGACCGUCCACACCGGGGAACGACCGUACGAGUGCAGUCGCUGCGGGAAACGCUUCGCCGGGAAACAGUACCUGCGCAUUCACACUAAAAAACACCAUCCCGACCUGCACGCGCUCGCUCAACUACAGUCUCAAACGCAGCAGGACACACUACCCUCAGGGAGUUUGUAGAUAUUUCUAGAUUCUAGAGGUGUCUUGAGAAGAGUUUCAAAUAAAGACCUUCAUAUUCCAGAGUGUCAUUUUGUAGCAGGACUUUUCCCAGGUCUUUAUUUUGAUCAAAUUAAGCAGUGAGAUGCAUUGAAACACACUGAAGACAGCAGGCGUGCAAUAGCAGGAUGAUGUGAGCACAUGAGGACACUGAUUUGUUAAGCGUGAAAUGUGAUCCUGGACCACAGAAGUAGACUCGUGAUGCAUUUAGGCAUGGACCAGAAUAAGGCCGUACUUAAACCAAGUACAAUUGUCCUGAACCAGGCCAAAGCACGCUUGUCACCCCUCCCGUCUCCCCAGUCUACCCGCACUCACAUUACAUUCGGGCACGCUUAUAUCACCGAUGAUGCGCAGUUCAGUAAGCGCUUUCGCUCAGCACAGCGGAGAUUUCUCUAGUUAUAUUGUUUUAGUUGUUUGAUAUGCAGUGACGCGCAGUUAUAUAUUCCGCUGAACAGAUCCGCCACUUUUGAAGCUC